Messenger RNA from Sebastes umbrosus (honeycomb rockfish), 754 nucleotides. RefSeq names its product microsomal glutathione S-transferase 3b (gene mgst3b). Gene Ontology annotation, cellular component: nuclear envelope; endoplasmic reticulum; membrane. The record is from RefSeq and is a predicted model, not a curated record. NCBI's taxonomy places the organism in Eukaryota, Metazoa, Chordata, Actinopteri, Perciformes, Sebastidae. The transcript is spliced from 4 exons. Gene Ontology annotation, molecular function: glutathione peroxidase activity; glutathione transferase activity. Bases 106 to 528 code for a protein of 140 amino acids.
UGUUAGUUUGUUGCUUCCUGCGCCAAGCCACAAAUACCUGCUUCCUCUCCACUAGGCUACAAAUUCGCUGCAGUCUUCUGAAAACUUGUAACACAUCGAGCAGAGAUGGACGUCCUGACUGUGUUGCCGUCCGAGUUUGGAUACGCCAUAUUUACCUACCUGUACAGCUGGAUUAUGCUGGGCUAUUUAGCUGUCAAGGUUGGGGGUGCCAGGAAGAAGUACGACGUUAAGUAUCCCAACAUGUACAGUGACAAGGAUCAGGUAUUCAACUGUAUCCAGAGAGCACAUCAGAACACCCUGGAGGUUUACCCUCAGUGGCUCGUUUUCCAGACCAUUGCAGCUCUUGUUUACCCGUUAUCAGCAGCUGUGCUGGGGGCUAUUUGGGUGACCAGCAGGUUUUCUUAUGCCUGGGGCUACUACACAGGAGAUCCAGCCAAGAGGAUGCAUGGUGCCUAUGGCUACAUUGGAUUAUUCGGCGUCAUCUUUCUGUCCAUAUCUGUAGCCUUGCAAUUGCUUGGAGUCUUUUAAGACGACUGCCAUCUAGUUUACUCAUUUAUACCAGCUUGUGUGGGAUUUUCAAAUGUAUCAGCUAUGAAGUAGCUGUACAAGUCUUUAAAUGCUAAUUUCAAAUUAUGAUGCUAAAUUUAUUUUUAUGGACCACUAACUUGAUAUCUUUGUCUUCCAAUAUUUGUUGUGAAUGUCUCCAUGUGAUCAUCGACAAUAAAUAAAUGUAGAUGCUGAUUGAUGCUACAGC